CAUCAGUCACCUUUGGUAACCACAGCAGAACCAACAGAUUCAAGAUGAAAUUCUUUGUGUGCAUCGCCCUCAUCGCCAUCGCCGCCUCCGCCCUGGCCGCACCCAGCAGCGGCAGCUCUGCUGCCAGCAGCAACGCCGGCGGCUCUGUUGCCAACCAGGAAUCCGAGGCUGAGGGCCAAGGCUACGGGGAUCUGACCCGUCUGCGCAAGGCCGCCUAUGGCGGCAGCUCGGGCGGCUAUGGCGGCUCCAGCGUGCCAGCUCCACCUUGCCCCAAGAACUAUCUGUUCAGCUGCCAGCCCAACCUGGCGCCAGUGCCCUGCAGCGCUCCAGCUCCCAGCUAUGGAUCCGCCGGCGCUUACUCCUCGCCCGUGGCCAGCUAUGUUGCCCCCAACUAUGGCGUGCCCCAGCACCAGCAGUCGCUCUACGGCGGCGCCUACCUCCCUCAGGCCUACGGCUACCAAUACUAGAAGAUCCAUAAACCUCGAGACUUGAACUUGACACGGCUUCCAAAGCUGCCGAGACACAAAAAUCUUAGCUAUGCUUACAGAAAAUGUACAAAAAAAAUUCUAGUUCAAUUAAAUUGACAAAAAAUCUUAAA
Drosophila virilis is the source of this 598-nucleotide messenger RNA. Its product is annotated as vitelline membrane protein Vm26Aa. NCBI's taxonomy places the organism in Eukaryota, Metazoa, Arthropoda, Insecta, Diptera, Drosophilidae. The record is from RefSeq and is a predicted model, not a curated record.